AUGGAGCCCCUCGGCCUCGUGCUCGUCCUGCUGCUGCUGCCCCCCGUCCGGCCCCACCCCGGGCGGAUUUUGGGGGGCUCCGAGUGCCCCCCCGGGGCGCACGCGGGGCUGGUGCGGCUCUUCCAGUUUGACCAGUUCGUCUGCGGGGGGGCCCUGCUGAGCCCCCAGUGGGUGCUGAGCGCCGCCCACUGCCGGGCCAGCCACCUGCAGGUGCGCGCAGGUGAGCACAGCCUGGCCCAGGGGAGCGGCCACGAGCAGUUCGCCGCCGCCGUGGAGCUCGUGGUGCACCCGGACUUCGGCAAAGGCGCCGGAAAUUCCCGAAAGUUCCGCGUGCCAGGUGUGCCCCAGGUGUCCCCAGGUGUGCCAGGUGUGUCCCCUGUGUCCCCAGAGUCGUACCCGGACGUGCCCCAGUGCCUCAAUGUCACCGUGCUCGGGGACAGCACCUGCAGUGACACCUACGGGGCGCAGGUGACAGCGGACAUGCUGUGCGCAGGUGUGCCCGAGGGCGGCAAGGACUCCUGCCAGGGUGACUCCGGGGGUCCCCUGCUGUGCCAGGGCCAGCUGCAGGCCGUGGUGUCCUGGGGUGACCACCCCUGCGGGCAGCCCGGCCGGCCGGGGGUCUACGCCCGCGUCCCGCCCGCGCUGGCCUGGAUCCGAGAGGUCACCGGAGUGACCGCUGUCCCCUCCUGUGACACCGAGUGACCGCUGACCCCUCCUGUGACACCGAGUGACCGCUGUCCCCUCCUGUGACACUGAGUGACCCCUGACACCACCGAGUGACCGCUGACCCCUCCUGUGACACCGAGUGACCGCUGUCCCCUCCUGUGACACCGAGUGACCACGGACACCACGGAGUGACCGCUGUCCCCUCCUGUGACACCGAGUGACCGCUGUCCCCUCCUGUGACCCCGAGUGACCACUGACACCACCGAGUGACCGCUGACCCCUCCUGUGACCCCGAGUGACCGCUGUCCCCUCCUGUGACACCAAGUGACCGCUGACCCCUCCUGUGACACCGAGUGACCGCUGACCCCUCCUGUGACCCCGAGUGACCGCUGUCCCCUCCUGUGACACCGAGUGACCGCUGACCCCUCCUGUGACACCGAGUGACCGCUGACCCCUCCUGUGACACCGAGUGACCACUGACACCACGGAGUGACCGCUGUCCCCUCCUGUGACACCGAGUGACCGCUGUCCCCUCCUGUGACCCCGAGUGACCACUGACACCAUGGAGUGACCCCUGACCCCUCCUGUGACACCGAGUGACCGCUGACCCCUCCUGUGACACGGAGUGACCGCUGUCCCCUCCUGUGACACCGAGUGACCCCUGACCCCUCCUGUGACACCGAGUGACCACUGACACCACGGAGUGACCACUGACCCCUCCUGUGACCCUGAGUGACCGCUGACCCCUCCUGUGACCCCGAGCGACCACUGACCCCUCCUGUGACCCUGAGUGACCGCUGUCCCCUCCUGUGACACCGAGAGACUGCUGUCCCCUCCUGUGACACCGAGCGACCGCUGUCCCCUCCUGUGACACCACGGAGUGAUCGCUGACCCCUCCUGUGACCCCGAGUGACCCCUGACCCUUCCUGUGACCUCUGACCCCUCCUGUGACCCCCACUGACCCCUGACCCCCCCGAGUGACCCCUGACCCUUCCUGUGACCUCUGACCCCUCCUGUGACCCCCACUGACCCCUGACCACCCCGAGUGACCCCUGACCCUUCCUGUGACCCCUGACCCCUCCUGUGACCCCCACUGACCCCUGACCCCCCAUGAGUGACCCCUGACCCUUCCUGUGACCCCUGACCCCUCCUGUGACCCCCACUGACCCCUGACCCCCCCCGAGUGACUCCUGACCCUUCCUGUGACCCCUGACCCCUCCUGUGACCCCCACUGACCCCUGACCCCCCCAAAUGACCCCUGACCCUUCCUGUGACCUCUGACCCCUCCUGUGACCCCCACUGACCCCUGACCCCCCACGAGUGACCCCUGACCCUUCCUGUGACCCCUGACCCCUCCUUGACCCCCAGACCCCUCUGGUCACCUGUGGUCACUCGGAGCCGGGCCUGGAUCCCAGCGGUCGUCGGCGCCGCCACACUGACCGCUGACCCCUCCCUUUGCAAUAAAGACCAAUCAGAGCUCA
Haemorhous mexicanus (house finch) is the source of this 2147-nucleotide messenger RNA. RefSeq names its product trypsin-like. Bases 1 to 702 code for a protein of 233 amino acids. NCBI's taxonomy places the organism in Eukaryota, Metazoa, Chordata, Aves, Passeriformes, Fringillidae. The record is from RefSeq and is a predicted model, not a curated record. The transcript is spliced from 5 exons. Gene Ontology annotation, biological process: proteolysis. Gene Ontology annotation, molecular function: serine-type endopeptidase activity.